Molecule: messenger RNA, 1851 nt
Organism: Prosopis cineraria
Lineage: Eukaryota; Viridiplantae; Streptophyta; Magnoliopsida; Fabales; Fabaceae
Product: probable inorganic phosphate transporter 1-5
Exons: 2
Coding region: 58-1635 (525 amino acids)
Biological process (GO): phosphate ion transport; transmembrane transport
Cellular component (GO): membrane
Molecular function (GO): phosphate transmembrane transporter activity
Source: RefSeq, a predicted model, not a curated record
CACAGCGCUUAUCUUAUUUCUUUGUCCUCAUUUUUUGAACACCACAAUUCAGCUAUUAUGUCUAGCCAACUUCGAGUGCUUAGUGCCCUUGAUGUUGCCAAGACACAGUGGUAUCACUUCAAAGCCAUCGUAAUUGCUGGCAUGGGCUUCUUCACUGACGCUUAUGAUCUCUUCAGCUUACCUAAUGUCACCAAGUUGCUCGGACGAAUCUACUACACCCACGACGGUGCUCUGAAGCCCGGAACCCUCCCUCCCGCCGUGAAUUCCGCCGUCAACGGAGUCGCCUUGUGUGGGACCUUACUAGGUCAGCUUUUCUUCGGUUGGUUGGGUGACAAAAUGGGAAGAAAAAAGGUUUACGGUAUAACCCUUGUUCUCAUGGUGGUCUCCUCUCUCGCCUCCGGUCUCUCUUUCGGUAAAUCCUCAGAAGGCGUCAUCGCCACUCUCUGUUUCUUCCGAUUCUGGCUCGGAUUCGGCAUCGGCGGCGACUACCCUCUCUCCGCCACAAUCAUGUCGGAAUACGCCAACAAGAGAACUCGUGGCGCUUUUAUAGCGGCGGUUUUCGCCAUGCAAGGCUUCGGGAUUUUGUUCGGCGGCGUCGUUUCCCUAAUUGUCUCAGCCGCGUUCGAUCACGCCUAUAAAGCUCCUCCUUAUAAGGUCAACGCCGCCGAGUCUCUGGCUCCUGAAGCUGACUAUGUAUGGCGUAUCAUUCUGAUGUUUGGGGCUGUUCCGGCGGCUCUGACAUACUACUGGCGUAUGAAGAUGCCGGAGACGGCUCGUUACACGGCGCUUGUGGCGAAGAAUGCGAAGCAAGCCGCGGAAGACAUGACUAAAGUAUUGCAAGUUGAUAUUGAAGUUGAAGAAGAAAAGGUAAUUGUAUUGACUGAGAGAGAAGAAAACAAAUAUGGCUUAUUCAGUUUGAAGUUUGCUCAAAGGCAUGGACUUCAUUUGCUUGGGACCACAACCACUUGGUUUCUAUUAGAUAUUGCGUAUUAUAGUUCUAAUAUUUCUCAGAAGGAUAUUUACACUGCUGUUGCGUGGCUUCCUCCAGCUGAAGAAAUGAACGCUAUUCAUGAGGUAUACAGGGUUGCGAGGGCACAAACACUUAUAACACUAUGUGGUACAGUACCAGGUUAUUGGUUCACGGUGGCAUUCAUUGACUAUCUUGGUCGCUUCUUCAUCCAACUCAUGGGCUUCUUCUUCAUGACCGUCUUCAUGUUUGCUAUUGCAAUCCCAUACGAUCACUGGACCAAGACACAUAACCGAACCGGGUUUCUUGUAAUGUACUCUCUCACCUUCUUCUUCGCCAAUUUCGGUCCGAAUUCCACCACUUUCAUCAUUCCUGCCGAGAUUUUCCCGGCGAGGUUGAGGUCGACUUGCCACGGGAUAUCUGCGGCGGCCGGAAAAGCCGGAGCCACCGUCGGCGCGAUCGGGUUUUUGUUCGCCGCACAGAGCAAGGAUCCUAACAAGACAGAGGCAGGGUAUCCAAGUGGCAUUGGGGUGAAGAAUUCGCUGAUCAUGCUUGGUGUGAUUAACUUUGUUGGGAUGCUAUUUACGUUCCUCUUGCCGGAAUCGAAAGGGAAAUCAUUGGAGGAGUUAAGUGGAGAGAUCGAAGCCCAAGACCAAGGAAGGCGAUGACGAGGCUAUAGGGUUGAGAUAUUUUGGUGUUCUCAGGCCAUGACGAGGCUAUAGGAUUGGGUUUUUUUUUUUUUUUUGGCCGAAGGAUAUUUUGUUUGAUCUGUAAAUCAUAUUAUCGGCCUAUAUACGUAUUUAGGAUUAAAAAAAAGUAAUUUUUUAGAUAGUUUAUAAAUUUUAGUAAAAAAAUAAAAUUUAUUUUAUGUUUAAUUAUAAUAA